AUGACUUCCAAGUUUCUUCUUCUUUUUCUUCUUGGUUCUCUUGUCUGUAACACCUAUGGUAGGAAGCUUGUAAGCUCAAAAACUUCUCUGGAAGAAGAAAAAGGAUUGUUUCACCGCGGAGGAUUAGGUGGUGGAGGCGGUGGUGGAUUCGGAGGUGGCGGUGGUGGUGGAUUGGGUGGAGGUGCUGGUUCUGGUGGUGGAGCAGGCUUUGGUGGAGGUGCUGGUGCUGGUGGAGGAGCAGGUGGUGGACUUGGUGGAGGUGGUGGUGGAGGGUUCGGGGGAGGCGGUGGCGGAGGAGUAGGUGGCGGGUCUGGUUUUGGAGGAGGAGUUGGUGGUGGGUUUGGAGGAGGGUCCGGACUUGGUGGGGGAGCUGGAGGUGGUGGUGGUGGAGGGUUUGGCGGUGGUGGCGGCGGGGGACUUGGUGGUGGUGCUGGUGGCGGCGUUGGAGGUGGACUGCAUUGA
Molecule: messenger RNA, 462 nt
Organism: Cornus florida
Lineage: Eukaryota; Viridiplantae; Streptophyta; Magnoliopsida; Cornales; Cornaceae
Product: glycine-rich cell wall structural protein-like
Exons: 1
Coding region: 1-462 (153 amino acids)
Source: RefSeq, a predicted model, not a curated record